Messenger RNA from Homarus americanus (American lobster), 9788 nucleotides. Its product is annotated as sporulation-specific protein 15-like. Lineage: Eukaryota; Metazoa; Arthropoda; Malacostraca; Decapoda; Nephropidae. The record is from RefSeq and is a predicted model, not a curated record. Bases 130 to 6849 code for a protein of 2239 amino acids. The transcript has 13 exons.
ACAAAUGAAACUUACAAGAGAUGCAUCUCACACAAUCUAAUGAACCUGAAUAUGAAGUAACCCGAGGCAGCAAUACAAGUAUGAUGAAAGAUAAGCUUGAGAAAAGAUGCUCAGGGUGCAAAGAGAGAAAUGGAGAGGAGAGAAGACUCAAGUGAACUUCAUCAGAGUCAUCCAGUAAAAGAAGCUGGUUCCAUUUCGUUGUGUGAGGGAGGCGGUCAACGUGAAGAAGAUGACGAGUCCAAGCAUUUAGAGAGCAUGAGCGUAUCAUCGUCCCACAGCGGUAGGCCACAGUUCAGUCUUCCAAGUAAAGGUUCCAGAAGAUCUCACAAGAACUUACUUGGUGACAUGGACCAAAGGGAUUAUGAAGGUGAUGGUGAAAUAUCCCAUACUAGUGUCAGGUCUAGCAGUAGAACAUCAAACAGCAGAGGGGAGAGUUCGAGGGCAUGGCAGCACAAGAGACGAAAGAGUGAAAUUAGCCAAGGAGAUACGUGUAGCACUGAUGAUCAAGACGACGACCUCUGUCACUCGAGGUCCGUCAGUGAUGGAGGAGAGACUGUGAAUGAAACGAGCUUGGAGGAGACAAGUUUCAACACCUCAGUAUACUCAGACAAAGGAGUUGACAGUUCCUCUGAGCUCUCAAUUGAUCCUGAAAUAUGGACAAAAUUUAAGUUCCUCUCUUCUAUAUUAAAGGAGACACAGCAUAACUUGAGAGCUAUGGACAAUCUUAUAUUAGAACAUCGUCGACUUCAAAACCAGGCAGAGCAAAACAAAGAACAUACCAUUGUGAGCCAUGUGACCAUUCCUAUUCACCAGGGGCUUGGUGAUGGUGAACCUAAAACUGACGAAGCCAAGCUGGAGGAGAUUCUCAGUCUCCUGCACAACCUAACCCAUACACUGACUUCAUAUGAGCAACACCCUCUUCUGGUUUCCACACCCCACCCUGCAGGAACAAGUGCAGCCUCUGUUAGCUUGGGCAGUAUACAUCAUGUACAACAAACUCCCCAGCACUCACAGACCAAGAACAUUGAACAUGGUGGUCUCAGCUCACACAGUCAUUAUUCAGCACAUCCACAACAUGCCAGCAGUAGCCAUCAGCCAACACAACCACAGAAUCUUCCUCCUUCAAUUUGGCAAGAGAAAGACAUUGAGGUUGAGGGACUGGUUCAUAAACCCAUUGAUGAGUUUGGUUCAGCAGCACAGUGGAGUCAUUCUGUUGAUGUAUCAGUUGCUUCAGAUGUAGUUAAUGUGAACUCCAAUAUGUAUACAAAUGGUGUCCAACAGACCCUCUGUCACAGUCAUGAUCCAGCUUAUACAAAUGUUGGGCUGCUGGGAGUCCAGCAUGAUGCUACAAGGAGUGUUUUCACUAAUUAUUCCCCACAUGGAUCUAUGACUGAAAGAAAUAUGGAAAAAACUGCCUUGGACAAUGAUUUUCAGGCAACCUCAAGUAAUGUUUUACAUUAUUUCAAGUCCUUCACAAAAGAUAACAUUAGUCAAGUAGUGCCAAGUGUAAAUGAGGAACACCCAAACACACAGGUAUUUUAUUACCAGACUGGACAUCACAAUGAAGGUCUGGAUAGCCUUCAAGGUCAGAACAGUUGUCAUCAUCCUUUGAUGAAAGAAACCAGAUCACUAAGGAAAGAUAUUGAUGAUAUAGUGAUGAGGAAACAAGUUCUAGAUUCUAGGCUACAGUCACUUAUUGCUCACCGUGCAGCACAGAGAGAACUGGAGCUGAAGCAGCUUGAGACUGCUAAUGGUAGACAUAUACGUUUGAUGAGAAGUCAAAGCUUGGAAGAAAUAGAUAACAGAAGACUCAGAGCAAAGAUUAAGAAAUAUAAAAGCCGAAGCAAGAGUUAUGAAGAAAAUGGCCAUCAUCAGAGGAAGUCCAGUACAUCUGUUGGUGAAACUUACCUCAGUAUGAUUGAUGAAGACCAAGAUGAAUUUCCCAGCCUCAAAAUGGAGAAUCUUGAAAAUGAGGAAAAGAUUACGGAACUACAAAAUGACGAGGCCGACUUACCAGGUUUAGGUGACAGUGGGCUGAGUAGUGAGAUCAAUUCUAUUAAUGCAACAAUCCAGGAACUUGUAAGAGAGAACCAUCAACUGCAUAAGUUUCUUCAGGGGAUGACAAGUGAAUCCAUUUUGAAAGUGGAUCAAGAAAAACUUGCCCUUGAAGCCCAGAUUAACUUACUAAGUGAGGAAAACCAGGCUCUGAAGUUGUCUCUAAAUGUUGAUGAUGAUGAUGAUGAUACUGAACCAGAGGACAAGAGUAAACAAACCAAUAAAGCUGUAUCAUUUUUCAUUGAACAAAAUAAUAAUCAGGAUCCACAAGAAACAAAAAUUAAUAACAAAACAACAAAAACCAAAAGAGUUAAAGUUGAAGGUGAUAAUGAGCCAGCACAUGAUAGGUUAGAUCAGUCAAGUACUAGCUCCAUGACUCACACUCAGAGUACAACAGAAGAGGACUUGGAGAAAAUAGUGACAGGAGAAGAAGCACUGAGUCACACAAAGUCUCAGAUCUCAGUUGAUAAUGAGUCCACAACUAGCUUGAGGGAAGAGGUUGAACAUUUGAGUCAGGAAAAUCAGAAGCUCUUCAAGACAAUAAUGGAAGAAAGGAAAAUGAAUGAAGAACAAAAACAAUUGAUUAAAAAGUAUGAAUCAGAAGCAAAUGAAAAGAAAGAUGCACAGAUUACUCAAAUUGUAUUGAAAGAUGAUCUUUACACUGAAGAAAUGUGCAACUCUAAGGAAAUUGAGAAACUUAAGCUUAAAAUUAAGAAACUCACAGAAGAAAAACAAGAUUUAAACCAUAGACUAAGUGAGGAAGUUUCCGAGAGAGAUUUAGAAAGUGCAAGACUGGAAGCACGAAUUCGAAUACUUUCUGAACAAAACCAAAAUAUGACUCGGAAAUUGGAUGAAGUCAAAAUAAAAUCUAAGGCAGAGAAAGAUGAAAAAGGUUGUCAGUCAGAGGCACCAGUUGUUAUAGCCCAUGAUAAUCGUGUCACUGAUGAUGGCGAUAGUGAUAGCAUCCUAACAGUUACUGUUAAGAAAGUAGGUGUUGAGAAUACUAACCAUCAACCAACUGCAGGCCUCACUGAUAGGGCAACUGUUGUUAGAGACCCUGACAGUACUGAAAGAAUGCCAAAUGGUGAAAGUUGUAAAACAGUGGUUGAUGGUACUUGUCCAGGUGAUGUUGUAACCAGGAAGAUUGAUGGUGACUCUCUGGUCAUUGUUAAUGGUAGCAUCACAGCUAGAACACCCUCAGAAAAAGUCAAUGUUAUGAGCUCUGUUGAUAACACAGCUGAAACAACUGUUAGUAACACUGGACCUUCUCAAAGUAAUGUUUCUGCUGACCUCGUUAAACAUGUGGAAAAUGGGGAAGUUGUUUCAAGUUUUACUAGUCGUCCUGGAGUGAAUACAACUAAUGAAAAUAAUCUUGAGACUACAUCUGAUAUUAUUGCUAGCCAAUAUUGCAUUGCUUCUACUAGUAUGGCUGACAAAAGUGAAGCCAGUGUCAUAGGUGGAAAAACAAACUUUGCCAAAACUACUACCGGUGUCCAAACUAUUUCUAAUGCUGAAAAUAUUCCUAGUCAUAUUUGUGAUGAAAACUUGAGAAUUGAUGAUUCCAAACUAAUCGUUCAACUUUGGGAAUUAUUAAAACAGAAUGAAGUAAUUGCCAGUGGUCUAAAUGAUUUAAAAUCUUCAACUGUAAACUCUGAAACUAAUCUUGAAUAUACCAUAAUGAGAGUAAUGGAAGAACAUGGUAAACUGAUACAAAAUAUUGACCAAAAAUUGACCUCUGCUGCAGCAUCUGACAGAAGUAAUUAUGAAUUUAGGUUAGGCAAGUUGGCAAAAGAAAAUGAGGAAUUGACUACUACCCUUGAAAAGCAGAUGGGAAAAAUAGAGCUAUUGGUCAACCAGAAUGCAUCACUGGAGAGGAAGCUGCAGCUGGCACGAGCGGGGAGCAAGGAGAAGUGCAGUGUGUAUGAAGAUGCCAAGACACUACAUGACACAACACUCGGAGAAUUUCAUAUAUCGACUGAUGAAACUCUUGCUCACCAAGAAGAACAAAUUGAUCCGGAAUUGGAAGGAAAUAUAAUUCACAUAACACCAGAAGAAGAAGAACCAAAUCAGGAUUUAGGAAUGUUAAAAAAGAAGAACCUUAAAAAGGAAACAGCAGCCAGAACAACCACUAGUACAGAAUCAGUUCUAGAAGGUAAAAGGAGAUUUUCAAUGACAAAGGCUUAUCAACAAUCAAGUGCAGAGUCCCAGCCAUCUAUCCCAUUGGAAACUGGCAUAAAUGAAGAAAACAACAUCAGUUGUGGAGGUAAUGAUAAACAGUUGUCCAGACCUCAGGGACCUGUUUUAGACGAGAAGGAAGGAGCAUCAGUGGGGCAGAAUGAAGGAUACAUCUCGGAGUCAGAAGGGCUACUCAACUUAACUUUCAGGCGGGAGAAGGAGAACUGGACAAGACUGAUAGAACAAGCAGAGAAUCAGAAGCAAAUUCUUCAAGAUCGUAUUAUUACAUUAGCAAAUGAGAAUGAUUGCUUAGCAUCUAGACUGGAGGAAGUGGUUGAAGUUUCUCGCAACCUGAGUGACCAGAUGUACUCUGCCAAGGAACAACUUGUCAAAGUGGUAGCAGAGAAGGAGGAUCUGCAGAAAAGACUCAGGUCACUUGAAGAUGGAAAAGAUGAUAGCUCCUUGACACUGUCCGACUCCAUUGGUAGCACCCGACUCACCCAGCGCCUCAAAGAACGAACACGUAACUUACAGAGUGAAGUGGAACGGGCUUGGCAAGAGGCUCAUCAACGCACCAUAGAGAGGGACAGGAUCAGUGCUGAGAAAGAGAGCCUUCAGCAUACCUCCAGCAUCACCCUCAGCACAUCCAAGAAAGAGGUUGAGGAAUUAAAGGGCCAGAUAACAGCCCUACAGGAGGAGAAGAACAAACGAUGCCUUGAACUGACAAAUACACAAAACGAGUUGGAUAAGAAAUCAGCGGAUGUCCGGGCGGCAAAUGACAACAAUGCAAGUCAGUGGGAGAGGCUGAUGGAGACUGACAGAAGAUUAGAAAGUCUACAGAAUGAAUUUAAGAAAGGACAGGAACAACUCCAAAAGGAAAUAGAUGGAAGGAAGAAUGCAGAAACCCAGUUGGAAGAAAUCAAGAAAGAGAAGACAUCAUCAGCCUCUCUGCCUGCCAUGGCUGCUGAGAGUGAACUGGUCCUUGCCAGAGGAGAGAGGUACUGGCUGGAGACAGUCACUCAGCUCAAGGGUCAACUGCACCAGGAACAGCUGAGGUCUCGUCUGCUGGAGGCUGCCGACCACGAAAGCUCCGCACGCAUCUUGAUCCUCCAACGCAGUGUCCGGGAAACAAUUGAAGCCCAUGAAAAUCUGCAGGCAAAGUACAACCAGCUUCGUGCUGCCUAUCGUGCUAAAAAGGCCGAGAAGAUCCGACACAGAGAGCUUUCACAGCAGUAUACUGCACAGGUUAAAGAGCUUGGUAAAACAUCUGCUGCACUGGAAGAAAAUUUAAAGGUCAUGCUGUCUACCCUCGGUGAGAAUAUCGACGUGACGGUGGGAAUCUUGACAUCCCACGUGUUUCUGUCGCCGUGUGUGGUUCAUCCCGGUCCUGAUUUGCGCCUUGACCCUGAUGCUUGGUUUGGGGCUCAACAGGCAAGACUUAGGUGGCUGCAAACCCAGCUGAGGAAACUUUGUCUACAUAGUUGGAAAACAGCAGAUCUCCCAAGAACUUCCAACUUUGGCUCAACAUGGACUGAGCACUGUGUCACAGGCCAGCAGUCAUCCCAGCUCACUGAUGAUAUUUCUAAGACAUCAACAUUUUCCAAGGAUGUGGGACAUCAACAAAGCUCAUGUGCAAAGAAGAAUGAUCUGUCAGAACUGUCCAUUCUGGAUGAAAGUCGAUCAUAUGCCAGUACACCUGUAAAGAAGGUAAAUGUUCCAGCUGUUUCAUUUAAUACUUCUUUCUUAUAUUCUGAUUCUCCCUGUACAAAAAAUGAUCAGACACCAGGAACUUUUCAUGUACUGAAAAAUGGGAAAUUGGGAAGUCUCGGUAAUAUGACCACUACAACAUCUCAGACACCACAAGUAAGGGUAGCAUAUGACCCAAACAUAAGCCAGUUCAGUAGUAGUUCCAAGAACCUGAUUGAUGCAGAACGAAUCUUAACCAGCCAACAGAGGGAACUUUCAGAAGCCAAGUAUAGACAGUACAAGGCUCUCAUUUAUAACCUCCAGCGAGACCUCGAAUCCCCCAUGGUUCUCUCACCCAGUGUCCCAUCUUCCAUGAUCACAACACCAGAGAAGAUGAUGUCAGCUCAUAGCAUUGGCUGUGUAGUGGAAAGUGAACAUAAUUCUUCAUGUGAUGAAGUAUCUCGGACUUCAUCGUCUAGGACGUUUAUUUCUCCAUCAGGAUUAGAGGAUUUGUCACAGUCACAGUCUCUGUCUUUGAAGGAGAAGGAUUUGACUUCAGUAGCAGAAGAUACAUCAGUGAUUGAGAGUCCAGCAAGGGAUAAAAUUGGUUUGUCAACAGAAACAAAGUUGUCCUCAGAAGGUAAUGAUUCUUCACUGAAAGCAGAGUUGUCAUCACUGGAAAAUCAAAGCAUUUCAGAGAAACAGAGUAAAUCAUCAUCUCAACAAGAUAAUCUUAGGAAGGAAGAGGAAAAACAAGUAAUUAUUGAACCUAGUGAACAAGACAGUGAAAGUAAGCCAAAAGAUUGUCGCAAAGAGGAAAGAGCAGAUCAUGGAUUGGACAGUGACAAAGACAGAGACAGCUGGGAGGAAGACGGUGAGGAUUUCAUCGGUGAACUAGUUAGGAGUGAAAUGAUGGAUGAACACAAUAAAUGAUUUUCUUGAUAAAGAUUGUAUACCAUAAAAGUUAUUUUUACGUUCAUGGUAAACGCUGACUCGAGACAGAUGCUUACACGUGGUGUUUAGUUAUGUUCAACAUGUGGUUAUUUAACGUCUCAUAAUUUACCAUUAGCUUAUAUAGGUAAUUUUGAUUCAUGUGAACAUGAACUGAAAUUUAUGGAAGGGCCUCAGCAUAUAUAUAUAUGUAGAGGUCAAGUUGUAUAGAUGGUUAAGAAAAUAGCAAGAUUACUAGAUUACUGUGAUCUGUCAGUUAACUAAGAGCAUAUCCUGUUUAUCUUAAAUGAGGACAAGCAAAGGAGGAGAAGAAGUGAAAUGUGUUGAUGAUCACUUUCUUUAUUGGAAAAUUAUGGGGAAGUGGUUGAGUGAUUUUAGAAUAUGGUAUUGCUUGGGCACAUAUUGUACAAGUGCCAAAGUCACUUACUUAUUUACUUUGUUUGUGUAUGAUAGAGAGAGCUAUUUUGUUUUCUUGUAUUGAUGUCUUCCUGCUUUAACGUUAUCUGUACAUUUGAUAUGCAUUCCAUUUUUCUCUCUUAGGCAGUGUUGUUGAUACACCUCAUUCUCCACUGUUGACUUCCAUGUGGUAGAUAUUAGGAGCAGAUUUGUGUGUACUGCACUGUAUGAUGCAGACAGUUAUGAUAAUCCUCACACUCAGUAGAAGACUCACAACAUGAAAAUACCAGAUUUUAAGAAUUCUCAGAUCAGUAUAUUCAGAUCAUUAUCUUUAAAACUAAUAUUCUUAUUGUCUUCAGCCUGCAACUCUAGACGAAACUUUUGGUUUUUAAUUUGCAUUUAGUUGCAGUUUGACAGUUUUCAUUAGUAUAUAUUGCUCUAAUUGAUCAAGAGGAAGAUGAAACAUGUGUAAAGAAUGGAAACAUAUCAUCACAUGGUGUACACAGGUCAAUGGUUAGAUAAGUUAAAUAUAUUAUUUGUAAAGGAUGUCUAUGGUGGAACAUGGCCAUAUUAAGGUUCAUUGGCUGUUAUGCAGAAGAAACAGGGCAUCAUUGUUUUGCCUCACAACCCAUUUUCCCUUGUAAAUAAAUCCUCCCUUCUGGUGUUUAGGUGUUCACUCUCACCCAGGAAAAGUAAUGGGUUUUGAGGAAACAGGAAAUAACUAUGCUUUUAUGGCCUCUGGAUCAUUGAUGAUUGACCUUGUGAUAUCUCAUAACUUGAUCAUUCCCUGGCAGAGCCUCUUCCUUCCAUUUUUUACUCUAGUUUUUUAGAUAAAAAACUGUUAUGCAGUAUUUUACACUGAUGCAUUAGAUAGUGCGACCUGCUGCUAGACAAGACAUACUCUCUGGAUAUUUAAAUUCAUGCAUUUCGACAGGUGACAUAUCUGUGCGCUAUAUAAUGGGAUUCUAUGCAUCAUUCCUCCAUUUUUUUAAAUCUUUUCACAUGUAUUGAUGUACUGUACAGUUUUAGACUUAAUUUACACCAUCUUGUGGUUCAUGAAACACUUACAUGGUGAAAGUAAGAUUAAAUUAUUGUUAAGGAAAACAUGCACAGGACAUCUUUCUUUAUGAGAAAUUUCAUAAAAGUUAAAUUUUCUCUGUUGAAGUUUUUGAUGUUUUCCUUAGAAACAAUAAGUUUUAUUUAAUGUUCUGUUGUAAUAGUUCAGUAAUUAUUGAAAUAGAAAGAAAAGUAAUAAGAUGCUAAAUUCUACAGGAGUUGAUGAUUGAGGAAGCCUUAGCAGCCAUAGUAGUGGUAGUCUGGUUCUUGUAGUGGAUGGCUGCAUUUAAAAAUUACUUGGAUAUUACUGUACGUAAUGCGCUUGCUUAUUUUUUAUUUAUUUUAUUUUUUCAUAAAUUUAAAUCCCAAACACUGGACUAGUAUACUGUACAGUACAACAUAAUACCAGUUUGAGUUAAAGCUUCAUGGAGCUUCCAGUACAUCAAUCCACUAUCCUUGCCGGCAUCAGAAACUUUAACUAUCAAUUUCCAAAGGUCUUAUAUACGUACACAUAAAAUAUUUGGAUUACAACCAUUAAUUAAGUGGGCAUUAAUGUUUUUGUUUACAGUGAUCCAGUUGACUCAUGUAUAUUUAAAACUUAACUUGAAUAUUUCGUGUAAACUUUAGAUAUUAUGAGAAAAAUGGUUAAAAGGAUAAGCCCCCUAAAUAAAUUGACUAACUUGGAAGUCAUACUCGUAGGAUUUAGUGGAAUGUUUCUUGGUAGGUGUGAGAAAUGCCUGGAUGUUUAUUGAUACUGUAGUUUGAUUUUUAACCAAAUAAAAUAUACAGCAAUUGACAUCACCUAAAAUUUGCAGGGGGUAAUUAUGUUGUUAUAGAAAUGUUUGAAUUGUUGUUGAUUUUACUGUUGAUGUUUUUGUUACGAAUGAUGUUAAUUCCUUGUGUGUUAUAGAGAUCAAAUGAUUCUUACUAUUGGUGUGAUAAUGUUUUUACAGAUUUUUAUUGGGGCUUUUUAACUUAAGAUAGGUUUCUGCUUUUUAUUUAUUUAUUUGUUUGCAUUUUAUAUAAGAGUAUCAGGUGAUAGUGAUGUACAGUUGCUCAAUAAACUAUCUUAGACAAUAUAACACAAUGGAUGAAGGAUUUUGACAACCCUCCUGAAACAGCAGGUGACAGUGUUCAUUCUUCACCCCCCCCCCCACAGUAAAGUUAGUGUUUUGAGUAACUGUACAUCUUGCAAUAUUAUUAACAGUGAAAAAGAUGAAAGUUUUUAGUGUUGGAUACAGUAUUACAGCUAUAUGUAAUGUUACAUAACUGUAAGAUGGAAAUUAUGGUAGUUUUCUAUUUUAAACAUCUGGUCUCAGGUUAACCAGAUUUUUUGUCAGAUGCCAUUUUAAGUGGCUACCUUCUCAUUCCAUCCCUCUUAGGUACCUGAAGUGCAGCAACUAACCGUCCAGACUUGGUGCAUUACAUGGGAAUUUCUAUUUUGUAUCUCUUACAAACCUAGUCCAAAA